ACGCCUGUGGAGCAGCAGUGGUUGAAGCAACAAUUUCCUCUAGCCCCAAGACUUCCAGGGAGCCAAGAAAGAGUCCCCCAAUUCCCCAUCACAGUCAUGGACAGUCUCUUAAUGAAUCAAAGGAAAUUCCUCUACCACUUCAAAAAUGUAAGAUGGGCUAAGGGUCGUCAUGAAACCUACCUGUGCUUUGUCGUGAAACGUCGGGAUAGUGCUACCUCCUUUUCACUGGACUUUGGUUACCUUCGCAACAAGAAUGGCUGCCAUGUAGAAUUGCUCUUCCUUCAAUACAUCUCUGCCUGGGACCUUGAUCCUAGUAGAUGCUAUAGGGUAACAUGGUUCACUUCAUGGAGUCCCUGCUAUGAUUGUGCCCGGCAUGUAGCCAACUUCCUUCGCUGCUAUCCUAAUCUAAGUCUUCGAAUCUUCACUGCCCGUCUCUACUUCUGUGAAGACAAGAAAGCUGAGCCAGAGGGACUUCGACGUUUGCACCAGGCUGGAGUCCCAAUUGCUAUCAUGACUUUCAAAGAUUAUUUUUACUGCUGGAACACCUUUGUGGAAAACAGAGAGAGGACCUUUAAAGCCUGGGAAGGAUUACAUGAAAACUCUGUUCGUUUGUCUCGACAACUCAGGCGUAUCCUCUUGCCACUCUAUGAGAUUGAUGACUUAAGAGAUGCCUUCCGUACUCUGGGACUUUGAUACCAGCUUUAAUAUGAUCACACAGAGUGAUAAUAACUCUAGAGACAAUGAACCUUCUUUCCUUCAACCUCUCCUUUCUAUACCUAAAUUGGCACUUUUAAUUCCAUUUUCUUCUUUCCCCCCUAUUUUUAAAAAAUUCUUUAUAAUGUUUUGAAAAAAGAAUAGAUAAUAUACUUCCUGCUCAGGACCAUCCCUAUUUCUCCUUCUUCCUCAACCCUGUUCCUUACAAUAGCUCCUUCUAGAAGAUGCUUGAACUGGUAAAUGAAUUCACCCACCAAGAAUCUAUUACCCUGAUAACAACAGCUUUGGGAAAUGAUGAAGUGAUGAAGAAUGAGAACAUUCUUAACAUUCUCCACCCUGGAUCUUCCAGCUAGUAUAAUUUUUCAUAAUUUGUUCCAGUUGAAUUUUCAGUGAUCUCACUGAUGUUCCUUCUAACCUUUUGCCUUGAUAACAUGAUUCAAAUUUGAAUUAAGGCAGAAUGCUGUUGGGACACUCCUUUUCCAGACUCUGGUUUAUGCAGUCUCUCUAUGAGGAAGGUUGAAUAACUCUAACCUUAAACCUUAUUUUCAAAGCAUUAAUAUCUGUGCAGUGCUGUAUUUUAGCUUUGUCUAAUGCAUAUGUUUAUGUUUGUAAAUAAAGUACUUUUGUGUAUGGGAUGCACUUAGUACUUCCCUG
Sarcophilus harrisii (Tasmanian devil) is the source of this 1368-nucleotide messenger RNA. It is a transcript of the gene AICDA, whose product is annotated as activation induced cytidine deaminase. NCBI's taxonomy places the organism in Eukaryota, Metazoa, Chordata, Mammalia, Dasyuromorphia, Dasyuridae. Gene Ontology annotation, biological process: negative regulation of single stranded viral RNA replication via double stranded DNA intermediate; DNA cytosine deamination; cytidine to uridine editing. Gene Ontology annotation, cellular component: P-body; nucleus; cytoplasm. The record is from RefSeq and is a predicted model, not a curated record. The transcript has 5 exons. Gene Ontology annotation, molecular function: RNA binding; zinc ion binding; cytidine deaminase activity. The coding region runs from base 97 to 693 and encodes 198 amino acids.